AGCACCGUCCCCAGCGUGCGAAUAACCUCCACUGUACCAGCGACCCCGAGACGUCGCCCGCCCCUUUGCCGGGACUGCGACGCCCCCACCACUCUUUAUACCGUAUCGGAGACCAACGAGAACGGAAACGCCGGGCGCCCUUACUACCGCUGCGACCAGUGUGGGUCCUUUACGUGCUUCGCGGACAUGCGUGGAGUGCACCCGGAGAACCCGGCCUGCGAUUGCGACGGCAACUUUUCUUGUCGACUCCAAGUGGCGGGACGCAAUGACCGAAGCCUUCGCCCGGGGGCCUUGUUCUAUACAUGUGCGGUCGGUCAGUGCAGAUUCUUUCAACGCGUUGAAGACGAGAACGGG
This is a messenger RNA of Aspergillus homomorphus CBS 101889, 354 nucleotides long. RefSeq lists its product as uncharacterized. The annotation marks the transcript as partial. The record is from RefSeq and is a predicted model, not a curated record. Lineage: Eukaryota; Fungi; Ascomycota; Eurotiomycetes; Eurotiales; Aspergillaceae. The transcript has a single exon.